CCUCCGUCGAAGCUCAGAUCACAACGAUCACCGUCACGACCAAAUAGAGGCGAAGAUGGUGGCAGGAGAAGUAAAGAGGUUAGAGAUGAUGCAAAAUCUCUUCGGAGAUAACUCCGAGGAAGAAGAAGAAGAAGAAGAAGAGAUCGACUCCGAACAUGAGUCCAAUCCUCACCCCAACUAUCCUUCCGAUGAGGCUGAGGGAGGUGCGGAGCCUAGAGAAGAAGAAGCUGUAGUUGAAGUUCAAGUAGAGGCUGAGUCUGUGGGUGAACAGGGCGAUGCAGAGCUUAGUCAUGGAGAAAGCGAGGGUGAGAGGGAGCAAAGUUCACAUGAAGGUGAUGUUGCUGAUCAACACGAAGAGAGUGAAGAAGAAGAAGAAGGGGAUGAGGAGAGAGUAGCUGUGAAUAGGAGGCGUGAUGUUGUUGAAAGUGGAUCAGAGAGGUCUGGUGAAAGGCGUUAUGAGUCUGAAGAUGAAGAGGUUGAGCAGACUAGGAUUCAAAGAUCACCUAGUGAGGAGCAGGAAGAGGCUCCAGUUGCACAGUCAGAUGAUGUAAAUAUCCGUAAUGUGUUUGGAUCUUCUGAUGAUGAAGAAGAUGCAGAAGAAUAUGUUCGUAACGACAUUGAACCAGAUGAGCCUAGAUCGCCAGUGGAAGAUGAAGAGGGCUCUGAGAAGGAUCAGAGACCAGACGAGAUGGGCCUUGAUGAUAUGAUCCCUGAAGAGGAACCUCGUUACGAGUCAGAAGAUGAGCAUGUUGAAGCUAGGCACAGGGACAGGGACAGGGACAGGCCUGUUGGUCCUCCUAUGGAAGUAGGAGUUCCUUUCCGCCCUCCUCCUGGUGAUCCUGAAAAGAUGAAUAUGAUAAAAGUUUAUAAUAUAAUGGGAAUUGAUCCAAAGCCAUUUGAUGCCAAGACGUUUGUUGAAGAAGACACAUUUGAGAGAGAUGAACCUGGAGGGAAGAUGCGUAUUCGUCUGGCUAAUAACAUUGUCCGCCAUAGGUUUGUCAAGGGUCGAGAUGGUAGAACAUAUAGUGAGAGCAAUGCUCGUUUUGUGAGGUGGUCAGAUGGAAGCUUACAGCUAUUGAUAGGAAACGAAGUUCUUGAUAUAACUGAACAAGAUGCACGACAAGACCAGAAUCACCUUUUAGUCAAACAUGAAAAGGGAAUCCUUCAAUCACAAGGAAAAAUUAUGAAGAAAAUGAGGUUUAUUCCAUCAUCACUAACGUCGAACUCUCAUAGGCUUUUGACUGCGCUUGUUGACUCGAGGCAGAAGAAGGACUUCAAAGUUAAGAACUGUGUCACUCACAUUGACCCUGAGAGGGAGAAG
This is a messenger RNA of Raphanus sativus (radish), 1321 nucleotides long. RefSeq names its product protein LEO1 homolog. Gene Ontology annotation, molecular function: RNA polymerase II C-terminal domain phosphoserine binding. The transcript has 7 exons. The annotation marks the transcript as partial. Gene Ontology annotation, biological process: positive regulation of transcription elongation by RNA polymerase II; transcription elongation by RNA polymerase II. NCBI's taxonomy places the organism in Eukaryota, Viridiplantae, Streptophyta, Magnoliopsida, Brassicales, Brassicaceae. Gene Ontology annotation, cellular component: nucleus; Cdc73/Paf1 complex. The record is from RefSeq and is a predicted model, not a curated record.